GCUACUUCCGCGUCUGGAUGCUGGGGCCUCCCGUGUGAUGUCCUGAGGUCCAGGAGAAGAGGAGGUGAUCGGGGACGGAGAGGAGCGGCCCCUGCCUGGAGACCACCGGGGCCACAGUGUAGGAGGAAGCCUGGUGGACUGAGCCCGACACCACACAGGGAGAGGGUGAAAAGAAAUGGCUUUCCGGAAGGUACUUCAGGGGACAGUCCUCCUCGGAGGUGGUGCUGUGGCGACAGUGUAUGGUCUCUCUCAUUUGACUGACAAAAGGAAAAAGGCGAAUCUAACCCAUGUACAAGCUGCCGAGCUGGUCAGGAACACCAGUCAGAAUAAUGAACUGCCCUCCAGGGAGGCUCAACUUCUCACCCUUGAAAACACUAAGGAGUUUGAUGUCCUGGUCAUCGGUGGAGGAGCCACUGGCUGUGGAUGUGCUUUGGAUGCUGUCACUAGAGGGCUUAAAACUGCUCUUGUGGAGAGAGAUGACUUUUCCUCUGGGACCAGCAGCAGAAGCACCAAGCUCAUCCACGGCGGGGUCCGCUAUCUCCAGAAAGCCAUUAUGAGGCUGGAUAUAGAGCAGUACAAACUAGUAAAAGAAGCCCUUCAUGAACGUGCCAACCUCUUGGAGAUUGCUCCGCACUUAUCUGCUCCUCUGCCUAUCAUGCUGCCAGUGUACAAGUGGUGGCAGGUGCCAUACUAUUGGGUCGGCAUUAAGGCCUACGAUCUGGUCGCCGGCAGUCAGUGCCUGAAAAGCAGUUAUGUCCUGAGCAAAUCCAAAGCCUUAGAGCUGUUCCCGAUGCUGCAGAAAGACAGACUUGUUGGCGCCAUUGUCUAUUAUGAUGGACAGCACAACGAUGCUCGAAUGAACCUCGCCAUCGCUCUCACUGCUGCCAGGUAUGGCGCUGCCACAGCCAAUUACACUGAAGUGGUGGGCUUGCUGAAGAAGACAGAUCCAGAGAGCGGCACGGAGCACGUCUGCGGUGCACGUUGCAAAGACGUUCUAACAGGACAAGAGUUUGAUGUCCGAGCCAAAUGUGUCAUCAACGCCACCGGACCAUUCACAGACUCUUUGCGCAAAAUGGACAAUCAGGAAACCAGCAAAAUCUGCCAGCCGAGUGCUGGGGUGCACAUUGUGAUGCCCGGAUACUACAGCCCGGACAAUAUGGGACUGCUUGAUCCAGCCACUAGUGAUGGUAGAGUGAUUUUCUUCCUGCCAUGGGAGAAGAUGACCAUUGCUGGAACCACGGACACUCCGACAGAGAUCACACACCACCCCAUCCCCACAGAGGAAGACAUCAAUUUCAUAUUGACUGAAGUCCGUAACUACCUUAGUAGUGAUGUGGAAGUCCGGAGGGGUGAUGUACUCGCGGCGUGGAGCGGUAUACGUCCACUGGUGACAAAUCCCAACUCUACAGACACCCAGUCCAUAUCCCGCAAUCAUGUUGUUGACGUUAGUGGGACCGGCCUUGUCACAAUAGCAGGUGGAAAGUGGACGACAUACCGCUCUAUGGCCGAGGACACGUUGGAUGCCGCCAUUAGAGCACAUAACCUGAAUGCUGGGCCCUGCAAAACUGUUGGGCUCUUCCUUGAAGGUGGGAAAGACUGGAGUCCCACACUUUACAUUCGUCUCGUCCAGGACUAUGGAUUGGAAAGUGAGGUUGCCCAGCACCUGGCUGCCACCUAUGGUGACAAGGCUUUCGAGGUAGCCAAAUUGGCUAAGGUCACUGGAAAGAGAUGGCCGAUUGUUGGGAAGAGAUUGGUUUCAGAAUUUCCGUACAUCGAAGCUGAGGUAAAAUACGCUUUGAGGGAAUACGCCUGCACGGCUGUGGACAUCAUUUCACGGCGCACGCGCCUUGCGUUCCUAAACGUACAAGCUGCAGAAGAAGCUUUACCCCGAAUUGUAGACAUUAUGGCUAAAGAACUGAACUGGAAGGAACAAAAGAAAAAGGAAGAAUUGGAAACGGCGAAACAGUUUUUGUAUUACGAAAUGGGAUACAAAGCGCGGUCCGAACAACUCACCGAUCGAUCGGAAAUUAAUUUAUCACCUUCAGAUAUAGACAGGUAUAAAAAGAGAUUCCAUAAGUUUGAUAAAGAUAAGAAAGGAUUCAUCACCAUACUGGAUGUUCAACGCGUUUUGGAGAAUAUAAAUGUUCAGAUGGACUCCCAGAAUCUACAUGAAAUCCUGAAUGAAGUUGAUUUAAAUAAGAACGGGCAAGUUGAGCUGAAUGAAUUUUUACAGCUCAUGAGCGCCAUCCAAAAAGGCUUUGUAUCCAGCAGCCGACUCGCAAUACUAAUGAAAAGCGUAGAGGAGAACCUGGAUCAAAGAGAAGCCAUUCCGGUGGACCGCAGCGGUGGUGGCGUGUGAGUCUUAAGACCGUGGACGCACGUUCAUGCUUCUCUCUGUUAACGACAUUCCAAGGCUUCUCUGGCUGAAUUUGCUGCAAUUUUUGACUCCCAGCGUGAACUUUUUAUUUUUCCAAGUAUGCAUGUUUUUGUUUUUGUUUUGUAUGGGUUUUUCUUUUUUCUUGCUUGAACUCCAACAUUUUGGCAGAUUCUAUGCAUCCUGAACCCCAUGUAAGUAUCUUGUAAAAAGUGCAUGACUCCACAUCUUUGUAGGGCAAAAAAGAUGGCUUCGGUGCUGUCGAAACCCGUUCACUGAGAUGCCAAGCUUUAGCAUUGUCUGAAAAAAUUAUUAUUGUAGCUGAUGUGUUUUUGUUUUUUUAGUGAAUGUUUUUAAAGGGAAAUGCACUGUAAUAUCAAAGAUUUAUGUAGUGAAGAUUGACUUAUGCAAAUAUUAUAUUUUAUAUAUGCUCCAUGCACUGGAAGGUGCUGCAAGGCCUCGGAUAAAAUCCAAAACACCAGUUUUUGCUGUGAGGGGGGAAUUUUUUUUUUUUAAACAAUUGUUUUUUAAAGAGUGUCAUCUAACUCUGUGCCAGCUGUCAUUUCACCAGGCAACACAACCAGGUCUGCUUUAUUUUUUAUGCAUGUAUUCUAGUAUGCAGUGCCUCAUGCCUUCGGCUGUCCGGGCCUACUGGAAGUUGCAGUUUUGCUACAGCUGGAGGCACCCUGGUUGUAAAGCACAGUAGUAUGUUCUGAGUUGUUUUAUAUUAUUUGGCAGACUAUGCCAUGAGAUACCCACUCAAUGCAACUUGCAGUUGGAGUCACAUGACUUUUGCCAACCGGCAGCUACUCUACGCGUCAGCAUGCAUCCAAAGUUUGCUGCACAACCUGUGAUUUAUACUCGCCAUAGGAUGUAUUUACUUUGGAGGCCAUUUUUAUACUUGUGAGCUCCAUGGGGGUAAUUUAUCAUUGGUUUUACCCAGUUUAUGUGGUGUUUAUUUGUUUUGCUAUUUAGUGACUUUUCACUGCGACUUUUGCUUUACAAGCUUUUUCUACAAUUUUGUGGCUAAGCCAUAGUCUGGUUAACUUUUUCUAGUGGUCUUGAAUUUAUCAUGUGCAAUUUGUUGUACAAUUUGUCGCAAAUCUCGACUGUAGACAGCAUUUUGCAAAAAGUUGCCCUGGUUAAAAAGUCGCAGAAAACCACACAUAGUGCACUGAAGUGCAAUUUCAAGAAAAUGUGUACUGGUACCAUAUUUAUCACAUGUCAUGCAUAAGUUUAAUAAAUUUAGCGCACAUACGCAUUACCACCGCAAAGAUUAAAGGUGUAGAAAACAUUGUUCAGCUGCGCCACCCUUGGUAAAUUCUCUCCCAUAUCCAUUCAUUGGGGUUUAAUUUCCCAGUUACGUUGCCUUCUCCAGAUCAACUACAUUCUGAUGACUCUCUAUAACACACAUUACGGCUGAGUUCACUAUAUAUUUUCUGAACCGUAUUUUUGGUGUUCAAAAGAACAAAUGACCCACAGAGAGUUUAUACAACUGUAUACUGUUUUUGUGAAUUUAAAUUUUUGAAAUGAAUGCGCACAAUCGAUAUACGCACAAUGAAAGCUAUGUGAGAUAACCACUAUGGUGCAUUAUUUACGUGUGGCCUCCGGAAGAAAGUUUGUAUUCUUUGUGUAAUUUUGAUAUUUGCGAUUUCAACUUUGUAGUUUAGUUAAUUCUAUAUAUUAAAAAAAUAAAAUAAUUUAUAGAGUGAAAAUAAAGCAAUACAUAAAAUACA
This is a messenger RNA of Hyla sarda, 4110 nucleotides long. RefSeq names its product glycerol-3-phosphate dehydrogenase 2 (gene GPD2). Gene Ontology annotation, molecular function: calcium ion binding; glycerol-3-phosphate dehydrogenase (quinone) activity. Gene Ontology annotation, biological process: glycerol-3-phosphate metabolic process. Lineage: Eukaryota; Metazoa; Chordata; Amphibia; Anura; Hylidae. The transcript is spliced from 17 exons. Gene Ontology annotation, cellular component: mitochondrion; glycerol-3-phosphate dehydrogenase (FAD) complex. The record is from RefSeq and is a predicted model, not a curated record. The coding region runs from base 176 to 2359 and encodes 727 amino acids.